Molecule: messenger RNA, 654 nt
Organism: Neomonachus schauinslandi (Hawaiian monk seal)
Lineage: Eukaryota; Metazoa; Chordata; Mammalia; Carnivora; Phocidae
Product: procathepsin L-like
Exons: 5
Biological process (GO): immune response
Cellular component (GO): lysosome
Molecular function (GO): cysteine-type endopeptidase activity
Source: RefSeq, a predicted model, not a curated record
UCUGUGGACUGGAGAGAGAAAGGCUACGUAACCCCUGUGAAGAAUCAGGGUCUGUGUGGUUCUUGUUGGGCCUUUAGUGCAACGGGUGCCCUUGAAGGACAGAUGUUCCGGAAAACUGGCAAACUCGUGUCACUGAGUGAGCAGAACCUGGUGGACUGCUCUUGGUCUCAAGGCAACGAGGGCUGCCAUGGAGGCCUGAUGGAUUAUGCCUUCCAGUAUGUGAAGGACAACGGAGGCCUGGACUCGGAGGAAUCCUAUCCAUACUGUGCACAGGACGGAUCUUGCAAAUACAAGCCUGGACAGUCUGUCGCCAAUGACAGUGGCUUCAUGGACAUCUGUCAGGAUGAGGGGUCCCUUAUGGUGGCAGUGGCAACUGUGGGGCCCAUCUCUGCUGGGAUCGAUGCAAGCCUGGAUACCUUCCAGUUCUAUCAUAAGGGCAUUUAUUAUGAUCCAAACUGCAGCAGUGAAGACCUGGAUCACGGUAUUCUGGUGGUUGGCUAUGGCUCUCAAGGAGAAGAACCUGAGAACCAAAAAUACUGGAUUGUCAAGAACAGCUGGGGCACGGACUGGGGCACGCAGGGCUACAUACUGAUGGCCAAAGACCGGGACAACCACUGUGGAAUCGCCACCUCAGCCAGUUUUCCCAUUGUGUGA